This is a messenger RNA of Lachancea fermentati, 2745 nucleotides long. The record is from the annotation of a GenBank genome assembly. NCBI's taxonomy places the organism in Eukaryota, Fungi, Ascomycota, Saccharomycetes, Saccharomycetales, Saccharomycetaceae.
AUGUCUCAGCUUAUAAACCUUAAUGAAACAGGAGUACCGUCGAUUGGCUCUCAUAGAGAUGUGGAGACCUCAUCUCAAGAAUCCUCCUCCGCAACGUCCAUCAAAAGCCCAUUAUUGUUCACAAAUCUGUCCGAGCAUACAGAUUGUCUCCGACUGACACCAGUCAAUAUAAAGAAUCUGACAUCUCCUCUGAAACCUCCAAGUGAAGAAUUGACAGUACGUGGUGAGGAAGUUAUAUCAUACACAGCUUACAAGGAAAAUUUCAACCUUAUAUCGAAGAAACUAGAGAAACUUCUUAAUGAAUUGAACAUAAUUUAUAAAGAGAUCGGAUACUCGAAUACAGAGAUAUCGACUAAAGAGAAAGAGAUAUUCAAUAAUUUGUCCGAUUCUAUAACAGGUUUCUUUGAACAAGCUAAUGAAGAACGAGAGAGAAUUUCUUCUGAAAACGAAACAAGCCAAGAAAUUUUGCAAAGAAUCCUUCAUAUCAUCCGGGAUCCAAAGGGGACAAACACAAUUCCUGACCUAUAUACAAGAAAUGUGAUUGUUUCCAAUGAUCCGUCAAAUAGCCCAGGUUGUGGAUCUCCCAAAAAACUUACUUCACUAUUAAGCAAAAGAAAAAUCCUUUCUAAAGCUAAAAUGUACGUCCUACAAACAUACAGUCCCAUGUUGAUGCAAUUUUUAGAAAGUUCCAUUUCACUGAAAUGUAUGAUGACCGCUCUGGGAGAUUUUAGACCAUCUGAACAAAAAUGGAAUGUUGACCAACUUUUAAGCAUAAUACCACCGCUUGAAACAUGCAAGCAGUUUCAGUCGUUCUUUGUAUCUAAUGCUAACAAUUAUGAGAAGAUAAAUGAGUUUAUUAAGGAAAACAGAAAGGUACUUUUGCACACGAUUAACUUCAACGACAUAUCCGAGACUGUGCUUCAUCGUAUUCAGAAGCUGGCUUCUAUUUACGAGCAAGAACAUGAAAAUCGAAUUCAAACUUUAAGUGCCUUAGGCAAAAAGACUUUGGAUCUACUAAAGUAUCUACAAUUUGAAGCCGAAAACGAAGUAGAUAAAACGCUCAUGACGACCUUGCGUUCAUAUGCUACGUUGGACCAAACUAAUAAAAGAGACAUCAACGCUUCCCUGCGUAUAUUAAAAAAACUCGAAAAAGUCUUCAAUGACUUUAAGACUAUUGAGCAACAGCGAGAACUGGAGAAGGAAGACUAUCAUCAAAAGUGUCGGCAGCUGUGGGAGAAAUUGAAAAUACCACAAGCUUACGUCCAAAAAUUUGAGAAUAGAAAUAACUCUCUCUCGCUUGAUGCUCUUAAUAGUUACUCAGAAGAGCUCAAGAGACUUCAAGAAAUGAAGAAAAAGCUAAUCAAGAAUCUAAUCCAGGAUUCUUGGAUCAAGAUCCAAGACCUUUGGUCUGCAAUGCACAUGUCAGAGCGUGACACGUGCCACUUCAAGGAGCUCUUCAAAACAAUUAAUUCCGGAUCCACAACACUUGAGGAUGAUGAAAAGGUUUUGGAAACGUGCGAGGCAGAAAUUUUAGAAUUGGAAAAGAAAUACGCUCUCUACAAGCCAAUAUUAAAGUUAAUUGAAGAAUUUAAGUCUCUUCAAAACGAUAAAUUAGAACUCGAGAGAAGCAGUCGUGAUUCUUCUCGCCUAUUAUCAAGAAACUCUCAUAAAAUUCUUUUACAGGAGGAACGCACAAGAAAGAGAAUAACACGGUACUUUCCUACUGUGAUUCAAGAUUUGGCAGGAAAGUUGAAAGAUUUCGAGAAGGAUUUUGGUUCGCACUUGAUAAUAGAUGGAGUCAAAUUUUUAGAUGUUGUGCAAGAACAGGAGGCUGAAAUUAUCAGUAAAUAUCCUCGAAGUCGAAUUAACUCUUUUAGAGGCCCUGCUAAUCCGAAACCUACAAAAAGUAAGCCUGCAGGUGUUCAAAAAUCUCCUCAUAAGGAUCGAAAAUAUAGGAGACAAAAUCCAAAUUCGAAGAUCAGUAUUCAAGAAACGCCAAUGCGAGUUACUGAAAGUGUCAAUUCUGCAAGUUUGAGACCAUCAGAUUCAUGUAGUUUACCGAGAACUUCGACUGAGAUCAAACCCUUCAACAGAUAUAUGCACGCCACAAGAAUAUCAAGCCCUUCAAAAGACAUAAAGGAGAGCAACCUGUCUCUUGAAAUGACAAAGAGUAGUCCGACUAGGAUACCUAAGCUCAGUGUACUUCCGAAUUUUCGCUCAAACAAUACAUUACCUCCCCAUCCAAGGCAAAGAUUAAGUAGGCCGGCUCUACUCUCUCAAAUAUCACCUAAUAAGUUAAACAAGAUGAAACCAUUCACUGUCUUGUCUGGAAAACAGAGCAGCGCAAUAUUUCCCACAUUCGCAACUGCGUUGCAACAAGACGAAAAGACUUCGCUUGACGGAGCAGAACAGAAUAUUAGCAGCACAGAUAAGGAAAAUUCAAAUUUAAUGAGCCUAAAAUCACCUGCCCGAAUUACAGCAAAGAAGCAUGCGACCCUUCAUUCCCCACCUGAGGAGCCUGAUAACUCUCUGUACCAAAUAACAAAAUCACCUGAAGGCAAGUAUCUUUUGAAUGUACACUCUACUACCCAUGAGGAUCUUGAAGGGGAAAGCGAAGACACAAGCAUGAUGGAUGAUGACAGGUUCAUUUCCUGGAAAAGAGAACGCUUCGCAAAAAUGAACAAAUGUAGCAGUAAUGACCAAGAAAUGCAAUCCAGUAUAAAUUGGGAUACCGAUGUAUUCUGA